Messenger RNA from Bufo gargarizans (Asiatic toad), 2833 nucleotides. It is a transcript of the gene PGGHG, whose product is annotated as protein-glucosylgalactosylhydroxylysine glucosidase. Gene Ontology annotation, biological process: carbohydrate metabolic process. Lineage: Eukaryota; Metazoa; Chordata; Amphibia; Anura; Bufonidae. Bases 136 to 2196 code for a protein of 686 amino acids. The record is from RefSeq and is a predicted model, not a curated record. Gene Ontology annotation, molecular function: catalytic activity; carbohydrate binding. The transcript has 14 exons.
GUAGGAACGCGUCACGUGCUUCCCGGAGGUUUCCUUCCUGUGCUUUCUAGAGGAGAGCGGCUCGUGUGGACACACAGUACCGCCCCCGCCCCUGUGACAAGUGCUGACACUCAGCACCGUACACACAGUUAAAAAAUGACUGAUUUGGAAUCUGAUCCUUGGAUAUUCUCAUGCAAAUCAUUACCUUCCGACACCCGACUGAUUGCAACAAUGGCUAAUGGGUAUCUGGGCACAAGAGCUUAUGGAGAGAUCUUGCAUGUAAAUGGCAUCUACAAUGGGUCAGUGGGUGAUUGUCACAGAGCAAAUGUUCCAAGCCCUCUCAAUGUCUCUCUUUGUGUAAACAAGGAAGAAGUUGUAGAUGAAAGAUUCUGUCUAGAUAUAAAAACAGGAACUUUUAGCCAUACCCUCCAGUGCUCUACUUUUACGGCUACCCAACACCUCUUUGCCCACCGUUCUCUCAGUCAUCUUUUGGUUAACAUAAUUACCUUAAGAGGUUCCAGCCCUGUUAGUGUCAAUCUAGAAGUUGAUUUCAAGGCAGAAAGUCAAGACCUAGAUCUCCAGAGAGGCCCUGACUACUGUAAUGCUAAGUACAUUUAUGGAAGCACACAAACCCCUGAGGUUCCUUCCUGUCCUCUGAAGACGGUUCAUAUGAUCUAUACUCCAGUACCCCAGUGUCUGGCCCUUUCCUCAGAGCUGGAAAAAACAUGGGUGUUCCUUGCAGCAGUUUCAGAAACUGAGAAAGAUGUGAAGGAAAGAUUUUAUGAAGGCCUUUCGCUAGCUGAUGAGGGACAGCUACUCUCUUCACAUGCAGAAGCAUGGGGUCAGAUAUGGAAAAGUAGCCGGAUAGAAGUGGAAGGUUCCCUGGUUCUUCAGAAGGCUGUCAUUGGAUGUCUGUAUUAUUUACUAAGCUCCCUACCACCCCUGGGAUGUAACGAAGACUUCAGUGGCAUAAGUCCUGGGGGUUUAUCGAAUGGUCAGCGCAAUGAAGAUUAUUGGGGACAUGUAUUUUGGGACCAGGACACUUGGAUAUAUCCGAAUAUUCUGCUGUUUUACCCAGAGAUGGCUCGUCAUAUUCUUAAAUACCGGAUUCGAACACUUGAGGGAGCAUUGCAGAAUGCUAAGCAGCAAGGAUAUAAAGGUGCAAAGUUUUCUUGGGAAAGUGCAUUAACAGGACAUGAAGUUUGUCCAGAGAAAAUAUAUGGAGAUCAAGAAAUUCACAUUAAUGGGGAUGUUUUGAUGGCAUUUAAACAGUACUAUCACAUGUCAAAGGAUGUAGAUUUUUUUUCUUUAAGCGGUGGCUGGGAAGUGGUGAGCUCAAUUGCUGAUUACUGGUGUAGCAGAGUUGUCUGGAGUGCAGAAGAACAGAGUUAUCAUAUUAAAGGUGUGAUGCCGCCAGAUGAAUAUCACAGUGAUGUUAAUAACUCCGUGUAUACAAAUGUUCUGGCACAGAUCAGCCUAAACUUUGCUAUGGAACUGGCUAAAGAUCUACAGCAACCCAUCCCAGACUUAUGGAAUGAUGUAGCAAGGAAAAUGAAAGUCCCAUUUGAUUCCAAGAUUAAUUACCAUCCAGAAUAUGAUGGCUACAAACUAGGUGAUGAGGUUAAACAGGCAGAUGUGGUGUUGCUUGGUUACCCUCUGAUGUUUCCAAUGUCUCAAGAAUAUCGCAAAAAUGAUCUUCAAAUCUAUGAGAGAGUUACGGAUUCUGCCGGACCUGCCAUGACAUGGAGCAUGUUUUCAAUUGGCUAUAUGGAAUUAAAAGAAGCCAAAAUGGCACACCAGCAGUUUAAGAAAUGCUUUGCAAACAUAACAGACCCAUUUAAGAUAUGGACUGAAAAUGCUGAUGGUACUGGAGCUGUCAAUUUCCUUACUGGCAUGGGAGGAUUUUUACAGGCUGUGCUGUUUGGUUAUACUGGAUUCAGAAUCGCAGAGAAGUGUCUGGAGUUUGAUCCCAUUUUCACUGAUGAUGUCACAGCAUUAUACAUUACUGGAGUGUGUUAUCUUGGUAAUAAAGUUAAUUUCACUUUUUCCAAGACACUCACAACAGUGGAGUUGACUUCAGUUCUUGAUUUUCAGAAGAAUGCACUGGUUAUUGCAUUUGAUGAUUUAACACCAUUUAUAUCGCUGUGUAUUGGUGAACCAGUGUCCUUUUCAACCAAAGCAGGCCGAGUUCAGCCGAAGACUUCCGGAGUUAAAUAAUGACAGCAAUAUACAACCACAGAUAUGUUUUUAUCAAGACCUUCGGGUGGGUUUAAACAUUCAAGUUGUCUGAUACACUUUUUGGAGCCAAAACCAGGAGUAGAUAAAAAAAAAGAGGUGAGGUAGUAGCUGUUACUUAUACCUACACAGGAUUAUUAUCCACAUCUGGUUGAGAGGUGAAGCAAAUGGUUUUUAUAUCAGGCUGUUAUCAGAAAAACAGGCUGAACUAGAUGGACAGAUGUCUUUUUUCAGCCUUAUAAACUAUGUUACAAUGUGCUGCAAACCGUGACAGCUCCCAUUACAGUAAAAUGGGUAUCUGGCGGGCCCCGGCAGUUUCGGCAAUUCCUUUAUUCUGCUACACUGCUGGAACAGAUUACAAGAAUGCUGUAUGCAUAUUUGUGGACUGUGGCUGUCACUCAUUAAUUAAAAUCAGUCAGUAGCACUAGAAAAACUUAUAGUGUAGUCCAGGUCCAAAUCCCAAAAGAAAGAAAAAUGUAUAUCAUGGAAGCAUAAACUUAAAGGGGUUGUGUCACAAAACAUAUUCAACUUUUUUCGAACCAGCCGAUAUAUCUGAAUACUUUUCUAAUUGCAUUUAAUAAAAAAAAAUUGCAUAGCCAAUGAGCUAAUCAAUAAAAUG